Messenger RNA from Python bivittatus (Burmese python), 1805 nucleotides. The record is from RefSeq and is a predicted model, not a curated record. Lineage: Eukaryota; Metazoa; Chordata; Lepidosauria; Squamata; Pythonidae.
AUGAGUGGAUAUCUCAAUCUUUUGGCCAAUACAAUCGAUAAUUUCACACAUGGCUUGGCAGUGGCCGCCAGCUUUCUAGUUAGCAGAAAGGUUGGACUUCUUACAACUCUGGCAAUUCUUCUACAUGAAAUACCCCAUGAGGUGGGUGAUUUUGUCAUUCUCCUCCGUGCUGGAUUUGAUCGCUGGAGUGCAGCCAAGCUACAGCUCUCCACAGCCCUUGGGGGCAUUCUGGGAGCUUGCUUUGCCAUCUGUACUCAGUCACCAAAAGGGACAGGGGAAACCAUCGCUUGGAUUCUCCCUUUUACCUCUGGAGGAUUCUUAUACAUUGCAUUGGUAAAUGUGGUGCCUGAUCUCUUAGAAGAGAAGAAUCCUUGGAACUCCGUGCAACAAGUGUUCUUUCUGUGCACCGGCAUCGUUGUCAUGGUGCUUUUCUCCCUCACUACAGAAUGAGGGGCUGCAGCUUCCUUCUGCUGUUUCGCAAAGCUGCCUCCCUCUAAAGCGUUACAAGGAGUCAGGGACACCGGUGGAUUUUUCUUCCUCGUGUGCCUGCGGAUCUGACAGCUGCUCGGGGUGGUGAAUAAAGGAAGCGUCCUUUUUCUUUUUCUUUUUUUUCAAUGGUGCAACGCUGGACAUCCAAAAUGUUGAGAAAAUAUGGUUUUUUUAGGAGUGUCUAUGUGUCUUUUAAAAAAAAAAUAAUUUAAGCAAAAAAAGCAGCAGCGAAGGGAGGCCCCUAUUUGGGUGGAACUGAUGUUGCUUCCAGUUGGACCAGUCUGUAUGCUGGGAUUGCUUGGAUAAAACUCCAGAGUGAAAUAAAGGCAAGAUUGUAGCUCUGGCAUGCCAGCAAAAGAAUUCUCUUCUCUCCUGGGCUCAAGGACAUCACCAGCAGCAAAAUACUUGGUUGUUAUUUGACGUACGUUGGAAGCUAUAUUUGCCCAUCUAGCUCAGUAUAUCUGGACUGGCCGUGACUUUUCAGGGUGUUGGCUAGAGAGCUUUUCCAAUUCUUUCCUUCCUGAAAUCCUCUUUAAAAUGGACACAGGCGGGCCUGAAGCAUGUUUCCUGCCACGUUGCUAUCGCCCCUUCCCAUAAAGCAGCUUUGCACUUUUUCUGAGAUAGGCAAUCUGGAGCCCUCUGUGUACGUGGGAUUCCAGCUUCUGUGGAUCCCAGCCAGCAUGGCCAAUAGCAAGGGCCUUGGGUUUGGCAAUCCAAAACAUCUGAAAGGGCACCCAGGUUUCCUAUCCUGGUUCUAGGAUGUGGUCUUCUACAGCCUGAUGCUUUUUUACUUCCAAAGUUGAGUAACUGAAAAUCUGAUCGGAUUUAGAUGAUCCUUUCUUAGGCUUCUUCAAUACAUUUGUAUUUUGAAGUCAGGAUUCACAUUGGAAAUGCCUAAAUGGAUUAUUUAAUAACUCUGUCUCUAGCUAUAACUUCUUCUCAAAACUAGAAUAUCAGCAGUAAUUGGGGAUGAUGGAGCUCAGCUCCAAAGACCCCUGGGGACCCACAGUUGGGAGAUAUGACCUAAGAAGGCCUACAAUAUCCUUCCAACUGUAGCAUUAACACUGCUUAAAAUGAAGAGUUUUUUAAUUCAUUCUGGCCAUAAAGUAGCUGGAAAGCAACAGGAUUAAACUUGUUCUGCAACUUACUUCCCUUUUGGUUCAUUUGGUAACUAUUUAAAGGAUAAGACAAAUAUACAUUCUCUCAUAAUGGAUAAGAAAAAACUCAGUAGAGAUACACAUAGGCAGCAUAAAGAAAAAUGCAGUAGAUGCAGCAACCUUAAGUCUGCAGGGAUAAAAACUCUGAUUUUUUUUUUU